GCUCAGCCCGGGGCCUGCGGAGAGCGCUGCGGAGCAGCAGAACUGUUCCCUUCGGGGGUCCCCAGGGCGCUGUAGCCGCGCUGGCGUUCCUCUUUGCUCUGGGUGUUCGUGCAUCACUGGCUGGGUCCCUUGUGUCUACAUGGCAAGCGUUGAUUGAGGGCGCUGGUGAGCGCUCCAAAGCUAACCAAGGGGAGCCAGUGACAUUACCCACAAGUACAAGCAGUUACAUCACCUCCUCGGCCCUUCGGCACCACGGGUCUAAAAGCACAGAGAUGAAAACACACCUAGGUCCUGACCCUGCAAACCUCUUUGCAUAAGUGGGCUGAAGUGGAGGGAUCCAUCAGUGCAGUGCCAUUUACAGGACUGGGGCCCUAAAUCAGUGGUUUUCAAAAAUGUGGUCUGUGGACCCCUGGGGGGUCUGCAGACUAUGCCUAAAAUAAGAUUUCCAAAGGGGUCUGCACUUCCAUUUGAAAUUUUGUAGGGGCCUGCACAUGAAAAAAGGCUGAGAACCAGUGCCCUGGAUACAUUUGACAUACUAGGUGCAAUUAAAAAGUAAAUGCUGUAUUGUAGGAUGAUGCUACUGUGCGAUUGCCUAGAAUAUUUUUGUUAUAGUAUUUUUAUUGCUCUUUGUUUUAGGAUAUUUAUCUCAAUCCCCAUUGUAUUAGGUACCAUUACUUAAACUUAGAAGUACAUCAGUUCCCUCAAGGAAGAAAAACUAAAUUAUCAUCUUUUUUCCUCACAGAUUAAAGUUCCUUUCUUAAGAGGAAUUAAAUCUACAUUGUUUGUUUCCUCAAGCGUGCAGCUGGGGCCACAACUCAGAGAUGAGUUUUAUACCCCAAGAGUGGAGAAACUGCUGGAUUUCAAGUGACCUGGAGUUUGUGCAAGUCAGUUUCUCUACUGAGAUUAGUAUCCUCACAACCUGGAACCUAAACUGUCCGUUUCAUCAUCCCUGUUAAAUGCAACUGGCAUAGUGGGAUGUGCAAUCAGAUAAUCAUAAAUAUGGGUUAUUUAUACUGUACCAGGAAACGUUAACUUUUCAGUGGCGUGCACUGUAGAUCGUAUAGAUAGAUUAGAUUAUAAAAUUAUUUUGAUAUUAUUUUUUGAAAAACAGAUAUUUGUGCCACUUAUCCAAACAUUAGAUUGUCAUUUGCUGCAAUAUUUCUGAACUAUAUUGUCUGUGCUAAUAUAGGUCCUGAUCCUGAAAGUGGAUGAGUGUGGGCACCCCAUUAUACCAAGAGAGAGCUCGAUUGAAGUCAGUAUGGACUCCUGCACAGACCUCUUUGCAGAAUUAGUGCUUAAGGAUAUAGUUUCCUUGGGGCUGUGCCUUGUGACUUCCACUACGUUAUGCACAACACUGAGCACUAUUAAGACUCCAUAUAUAUUAAUAACAAUUAGUACAAAGGUAACCAAAAUAGACAUAGCUAUUGAAGUGUAAUCUGGUUAGCGCAAAGGACAGAGAUCCAAGACUCCUAAAUUUCUGGCUCUGCUGCUGAUUCUUUUUGGGAACUUGGAAACGUCUGUGUUUCUUGAAAAAGUCACUUAAUCUUUCUGUACAUUAUUAUACCCAUCUUUAUAAUCCUAACAGAGAAGAAUCUAGAGGCCCUGGUGGAUGCUCUUUCAUCCCAAUUAGGCAGAAUUCCCAACUAACAGUAGACCUCUUUUCAGAAGAAAUGCCGCUGUCUGAGUCGCUGUAGAGCUCUACUGAGCAUGGCAUACUAAAUCAGCCCAUGGAAUUGAGCAGAGGCAAUAUCUACACUAGGGUAGAAACAGAACCUAUUGCCUGCUCCAUGUCAGUGCCCUCAAUAGCUAAGAGAUGCUCAUCAGGAAUAGUUGGCUUGGAAGUUGCAAGCUCACCAUUGGGGGAGGCAGUGAUGAUGACUGAGAUGUAUUGCAGCUACAGAGGGACUGAAAGCUGUUUUCAGAGGAGCACACAGAAUCAGGAUAAGAUUGAAACACAAAAAUCUAAGAACUACCAAGGCAAUCCAAAAGCAACCAAGUUGAGUGUAAUUACUAUCCUUAUUAAGCAGCCAUCGUCAUUAAAUAUUAUUAGGCUUAAAUCAGUUCCCUUGGAGACUUUCUGAUUAAUUGGAUUACCCAAUUAAGCAGCCCAAAUUAAAAGGAAGGUAUUGUCAUAAAAUUCUUAAUGGUCUCACUUUUUUUCCUAUGGAGCUGGUCUGGAUAUGCAAUACACCAUUCAAAAGCGGCUUUGGCAUUUCAAAUUGAUCAAGUGGUGACCAGCUGCUAUGAACUUCAGAUCAGCCACAAUGGAUGACUGGGAUGAGAGUGAUGAACUUAUCCAGAAACUGGAUUUUUCCAGCUGCGCUGAAGAGAAUGAGAUGGAAGAGGACAGUAGUAUACAAGAAGAGGCUCCCCAAAGUUCAAGCCCCCAGAAGAGCUGGGAUUUUCAGAGUUGGAGAGUUAACAGUCCUCUUGCAGUAACCCCCAAAAGAAAAGUCGGUGAUGUGUCUCUGACUCGUACUAAAACAUGGAUGAGUCCCACUGUGGACUCUGCUUCAUCCUUGAGAAAGACUACUGGUCCUGCCUGGGAAUGUCCUGGGACUCCACUGCAUUACGUCACCUGGAGAAAACUGCAGCUGUGUGACACCCCGCACACUCCCAAGAGUCUCUUAACAAAGACUGCUUUUCCUUCAACCGUGGGAAAAUUCCCCUCCAAAGGUCCCCGGCACUUGAGAUUUACUCCUGGUGCUGAUCCAGAUGAUUCUUCCCAGGCUUCGCUGGUCAACAUUAACCCAUUUACACCAGAGUCAUAUCGACAGAUGCUCUUCCCUCCCAAUGGCAAAAGGAAAGCUAGAGGAGAGCUUGUGUGUCCAGGCUCACUUGUGGCUAAAUCUCAUUUUAGGGGAGAUCCCACUCUAAGCGGGGGCAAGGUGGAGCAGGGGCUGCCAGCCAAGAGAUUUCUCUUGAGAGAGAGCAACAUGGUUUCCCGCUACAAGAAGGAAUUCCUGGAGCUAGAAAAAAUUGGGGUAGGAGAAUUUGGCUCUGUCUACAAGUGUAUCAAACGUCUAGAUGGAUGUGUGUAUGCUAUCAAGCGCUCGAAGAGGCCUCUGGCAGGAUCCUCAGAUGAGCAAAUGGCAUUGCGGGAAGUCUAUGCCCAUGCAGUGCUUGGACACCAUCCCCAUGUUGUGCGCUACUACUCUGCUUGGGCAGAGGAUGAUCACAUGAUCAUUCAGAAUGAACACUGCAAUGGUGGGAGCCUUCAAGAUGCGCUGUUGGAAAAUGCUAAGACUGGGCGCUAUUUCCAAGAAGCAGAGUUAAAGGAGAUCCUGCUGCAAGUUUCCAUGGGGCUAAAGUACAUACACAGCUCUGGCCUGGCACACAUGGACAUCAAACCUAGUAACAUCUUCAUCUGUCACAAGCUGGUGACUGAUGGCUCCGCUGCUCAGGAAGAGAGCGACAGUGAAGAUGACGGGUUCUCUUCCAAUGUGGCAUAUAAAAUUGGUGACCUGGGCCAUGUGACAUCAAUAACUAAUCCCCAAGUGGAGGAGGGAGACAGUCGUUUUCUGGCCAAUGAGAUUCUGCAAGAGCAAUACUGCUAUCUGCCAAAGGCAGACAUCUUUGCCCUGGCAUUAACAAUGGCUCUAGCAGCAGGGUCAGGACCAUUGCCUCGCAAUGAUGCCAUGUGGCACCAUAUCCGCAGAGGCAACCUUCCACCAAUCCCUCAGCAGCUCACACAUGGCUUUCAUGGACUCCUUAAGCUCAUGGUUCACCCUGACCCAGUUGCAAGACCAUCCGCCACGGCUCUUACUAAACACCCAAUUCUUCGGCCCUCUCUUGGAAAAGCUGCACAGCUCCAGAAGCAGCUAAAUGUGGAGAAGUUUAAGACUGCCAUGCUGGAAAGGGAACUGAGAGCAGCCCGUCUUGCUCAGACCUUCAGGAAGGACCAGUCCUUGGGAUGUGCCAGACUAGAGUCUGAAACCUCUUCCAAACAGAACUGCAACAAGCGCCUGGUAGGAGGGAAGAAUUCUCGCUCAUUCAGCUUUACAUGGGGGGGUUACUGAAAAUCCCAUCAUCCAAACUGUUCAGGCUGACAAGUGUCCCUGUGGAAGCAGAAGACCCAUACAGACCAAAGUGCCAUGCUAAAACUCCCUGGAGUAGUUCUUGCCUCCUCAUCAUUCAUACAGCUUCAUGCUGUCAUGACUGGAAGUGACUAGUGUACAAAUGUCUGAGACCUUCUCCACCCAAUAUAAACUACAAUGCUUCAGUCUUGUAUCUCUUAAACCAGUUAUUUCUGAUGCAAUGGGCUGGCUGACCUAUGUGUUAGUUUUGGUUGUAUUCUAGGCUAGGAAUAGUUUGAUUCCCUUCUUCUCUCAUGCAGCUAAACUAGGGCCUUUUUUUCUCCUCCUCCUCCCCCCCCUCCCCCCCCGAGACCUUUCUGUGGCCUUGACAUUCUGGCUGUGCAGGUACACUGAAAAGGGGCAUCGGCAGGUCCAAAGAGGAGAUAGUGUCCUGAGCUAUGAAUGGCCUUACCACUUAGCUCCUGAUGGAGCAAAGGGAGUUAAGCAUGAUACCACCUAGUCAAAUUGGGAUUUGAGCUUUGGGACAAGCUCGUUAAGACCACAGUCCUGAGAUACUUCAGAUCAAUGUGAAAUGAACUAAGUGGCAUUGCAUUGUGGGAAGAAAGCACAAAGUAACUCAAUGUCUUUACUGUUAAAUGAGUUUCCUGCAGAAUCUGAAGGAACGUUUUCCUUUCUAAAAACAUCCAUAACCAUUAUGUGGCUGGGCUUCUGGGGGCUAGCUCCUGAAGCCUGAUCUUUGGAUUUGUGAGGGCUUUUUGCCCAGUUGAACAGAUGGCCCAUAGGAUACAACCUCUCUAACGUGGUGAUGGGUGGGUCUAUAAUAUCCUCUUUCCUUUCUGCAGAGCUACAGAUAGAGUUGCCUGUCUGCGGGAUUUGUCUUUCAGCAAAGUGGAGGGAAGGUUGAAGUGGUUUUUUAGAAUCCUUCAGUUUGGGGAUUGCUUAUAUAAAGUGUUAAAUCUAAAACUCAAAAUAAAUUGUAUCCCCCUGUUAUGUUUAACUCUGUGACAUUGUUUCUUAUUGAAUAUCUUCUAGCCCAAAAUCCCUGGGAGUUAGAGCUAUGACUGGGGCAGUAUUUCUAGAAAAAGAUUCUAAGCCCUCGACUAUUUUGAUUACUUGGCUUUUGUUUGUAUUUUAUUUAAUUUAUUUAAUUUCACUUCCAGCUGCUGGACAGCAUCAGACUUUAAGCUGUUGAGUCCUUCCCCUUUAUUUUUUAAAGUGGAACAUGCAAAUAAAGAUU
Chrysemys picta bellii (western painted turtle) is the source of this 5274-nucleotide messenger RNA. The record is from RefSeq and is a predicted model, not a curated record. NCBI's taxonomy places the organism in Eukaryota, Metazoa, Chordata, Testudines, Emydidae.